AGGGACAUUGAAGCUUGCCCAUGACCAUCAUCACCCAUCUCUCGUGUAUAUAUACACUUCAUUCGUUCAUUCAUUCUCAGUGGCAUCCAUUACAAAACCCAGAGUUUCCUCCCUGGUUUCAAACAUUUCAAUUUCUCUCCUCGUUGGUUUCCUUCCUCCACCAAAACACUGUCCUACCUAGUCUCUCUGUUCUUCCCCUGUUUGUGGUCACAGUUGUGUCAACUCCAACCCUACCAAUUAACCUUCCUAACUCACAAUCCACCCAUAUCAAUAUCAGUAUAUCACUAUCACUAUCACUAUAUAACCACACCUUUCAUUCCAUAACCAUUUCUGACCCAAACUCGAUCUUUAUUUCCCAAUUCACCAUGAGUUUCCCUGCCACCACCAGAAUCAGAGCACUACCUGAUUUUUCCAACAGUGUGAAGCUCAAAUACGUUAAACUGGGCUACCAUUACUUAAUCACACACAUUUGGACUCUAUUCUUGAUUCCACUCAUGUCCUUCAUCAUCAUCGAAGCAUCACAAUUGAAAACAGUGGACAUAAACAUUCACCUCCACUACACUCUCAUCAUCUUCUCUAUCAUAUUCGUCGUGGGACUCACCUUCUACAUCUUCACUCGUCCUUCACCCGUUUACCUCGUUGAUUACUCCUGUUACAAACCCCCUCACCAUCUCCGAGUCCAGUUCAACCAAUUCAUGGAACACUCGAAGCUAACAGGGGAUUUCGAUGAAGAAUCGUUAGAAUUUCAGCGAAAGAUCUUGGAACGUUCUGGUCUCGGGGAAGAGACUUAUGUUCCUGAGGCAAUGCAUUUCAUCCCUCCAAAGCCUACAAUGGCUUUUGCAAGAGAAGAAGCAGAGCAAGUCAUGUUCGGUGCUCUGGACACUUUGUUUUCCAGCACCAAUGUAAAACUCUCCGACAUUGGAAUCCUUGUUGUGAAUUGCAGCUUGUUCAACCCAACCCCUUCACUUUCUGCCAUGAUUGUGAACAAGUACAAGCUCAGGGGUAACAUCAGGAGCUUCAACUUGGGGGGAAUGGGUUGCAGCGCGGGUGUGAUCGCUGUUGAUCUUGCGAAAGACAUGCUUCAGGUUCACAAGAACACUUAUGCUGUUGUGGUUAGCACAGAGAACAUUACUCAAAAUUGGUACUUUGGGAACAAGAAAGCAAUGUUGAUACCCAAUUGCUUGUUCCGCGUUGGCGGGGCUGCAGUUUUGCUUUCCAACAAAGGUUCUGAUCGGUUUCGAGCAAAGUACAAGCUUGUUCAUGUAGUGAGGACGCAUAAAGGUGCCGAUGAUAAAGCAUUCAGGUGUGUUUAUCAAGAUCAGGACGAAGCAGGGAAAACAGGGGUGUCUCUGUCCAAGGAUCUGAUGGCUAUUGCGGGUGAUGCUCUGAAAACCAACAUCACUACAUUGGGUCCUCUGGUUCUCCCUAUAAGCGAGCAACUCUUAUUCUUCGUUACCCUUGUGGGGAAGAAAUUUUUCAGUGCAAAAGUGAAGCCUUACAUCCCAGAUUUCAAGCUUGCUUUUGACCAUUUCUGCAUACAUUCUGGAGGCAGGGCUGUGAUCGAUGAGCUCGAGAAGAAUCUCCAGCUUCUUCCAUUGCACGUUGAGGCAUCGAGGAUGACUCUGCACAGGUUUGGGAACACUUCUUCGAGUUCAAUUUGGUAUGAAUUGGCUUACACUGAAGCAAAGGGAAGGAUGAGAAAAGGACAUAGAAUCUGGCAGAUUGCAUUUGGAAGUGGGUUUAAGUGUAACAGUGCAGUGUGGGAAGCCAUGAGACAUGUCAAGCCUUCAAACAAGAAUCCAUGGGAAGAUUGCAUUGAUAGGUACCCAGUUUAGAUUGUCGUGAAUGUUUGUAUACAUGGUGAAAAACUACUCUAAGCCAAAAUCACAGUGGACAAGAGCAUAGUAGCUUCUCUUAGCUUUUGUGACUGUGCAUUGUGAUUGUACCCUCAUAGUGAGUUUUCAUAGUGUAUACAAACAUGCAUUUAGUGGUGGUU
Lotus japonicus is the source of this 1996-nucleotide messenger RNA. RefSeq names its product 3-ketoacyl-CoA synthase 4-like. The record is from RefSeq and is a predicted model, not a curated record. Gene Ontology annotation, molecular function: acyltransferase activity, transferring groups other than amino-acyl groups. The transcript has 2 exons. Gene Ontology annotation, cellular component: membrane. Lineage: Eukaryota; Viridiplantae; Streptophyta; Magnoliopsida; Fabales; Fabaceae. Bases 21 to 1835 code for a protein of 604 amino acids. Gene Ontology annotation, biological process: fatty acid biosynthetic process.